GUACCAGCCUUGCCCUGACCGGUCUGGAGGUUUACGAUGUGGUCUCCGACAUUUGGAACAAUCUCGCCUUGCGCUCCAUCCCAAACGAGACCAUCCAUUAUUUUGUGGGCAUCUUGAACUUCCACCUGCUGACCGUGAUGGGGCUGAACCUGAUCCUCUUCUUUCUCUGGGUAUACCUGAGAAGCGGGCCCGGCUGGCGCCUCGUUCGGGCGGAGUUCGGGCCAAAGGCUGUCCGCCUCCUGGACCUGGUUUCCUUCUUCAAUGCCGGGUGCCAGCGCAUCCCGAUCGAGCACGCCAUCAAGCUCACGGAGGGCGCCAGCGCCUCCGACCUCCAGGAGCUCCAGGGCGAGUCUUUGAGCAAAGUCGAGCUUCUUCAAGAACUCUACAGCCUGAAAUCGCAGCUAGAGAGCGUCGCACUGGUGCCGCGGUUCUAUGAGGACGUUAUCCAGACGGCCUUCCAGCUGUACAUCGUCUACCGUCAAUUACAGAUUGGCGAGUCCCUGCAGGUCAUCCAAUGGCUGAGCCUCGCCGGCUCAACCUUCAAUUUUUACGCGACAGUAGUUGGUGAAGUGGUGAAGCAACUUCUGUACGAUGGGGAUCCCACCCCCCCCGAGAAGAGAGAGGCAGCUGCUGGAUGUGAAGAUGCGGCCUUUCGAGAUCUCUGGAGCAUGAACUUGGUGGUCGACCUACUAGGCCUCGCCUCCUUGCUCUGCCGUUGUUACCUCUGCGCUGCGAUUGGCGACGAGCUGAUCCAGGAGAUCCUCUUGACCUUGCACUUGGGCUUUUUCCUGGUCCACGUGCUUUGCCAGCUCGCCAUGCUGCGCUGCGAGAGGGAGCAUCUGCAGCACCUACGAGGAUUUCCCGUGCUCUUCCUCUUCAACCCGGCCGUCUUCAUCCUGCCGGCCACCUUUGCGUCCGAGUCUCUGGCGCGCCUCUAUGGCUGGCAAGGCAAGGGGCUGGGAGACGAGCGCCGGGAUGGUCGGAAGCACAGCUUCGAUGCCGGGAUCCACGUGGGUGCAG
Symbiodinium necroappetens is the source of this 1020-nucleotide messenger RNA. NCBI's taxonomy places the organism in Eukaryota, Dinophyceae, Suessiales, Symbiodiniaceae. The record is from the annotation of a GenBank genome assembly.